Molecule: messenger RNA, 2361 nt
Organism: Callorhinchus milii (elephant shark)
Lineage: Eukaryota; Metazoa; Chordata; Chondrichthyes; Chimaeriformes; Callorhinchidae
Gene: slc26a2
Product: solute carrier family 26 member 2
Exons: 2
Coding region: 10-2082 (690 amino acids)
Biological process (GO): transmembrane transport
Cellular component (GO): membrane
Molecular function (GO): bicarbonate transmembrane transporter activity; oxalate transmembrane transporter activity; secondary active sulfate transmembrane transporter activity
Source: RefSeq, a predicted model, not a curated record
CCGGCCAAGAUGACUUCAACAGAAGCUAACAACGGCGAAAUCACAUCUGAAGUCGAAACACAAGUCUCCCCUGGCCCCAGGCACCAGCAGUACUCCCCCAUUGUCUUAGAAAAGUAUGAAAAAAAACCAAUUGACAUUAAGAAAAUUGCCGUGAAAAAGCUGAAAAAGUACUGCGCUUGUACCCCCCAAAAUGCCAAGCAGUAUGUCACUGGCUUCUUUCCUGUCUUGCAGUGGUUUCCCAAGUACAGGUGGAGAGAGUGGAUUUUUGGGGAUAUCAUGUCUGGGCUGAUUGUAGGCAUCCUGUUGGUGCCUCAAUCCAUAGCCUAUUCACUGCUGGCGGGGCAGGAGCCAAAAUAUGGCCUGUAUACCUCAUUUUUCGCCUGCAUUAUCUACUUCCUGAUGGGAACAUCCAAGCACAUCUCGGUGGGUAUCUUCGGCGUGCUUUGCCUAAUGAUUGGAGAGGUGGUGGAUGCAGAGCUGCAGUUUGAGGCUGUUCAGAAUUCAACAGCAAGCGAUUGCGAUGUCAGCUGUCGUUCCAUCGCUAUUGCCUCAACAGUAACAUUCAUGGCUGGAAUCUAUCAGGUGGCCUUUGGCCUCUUCCAGAUCGGCUUUGUGUCCGUCUACCUGUCUGAUUCCUUGCUCAGUGGCUUUGUCACUGGAGCAUCAUUCACCAUCCUCACGUCGCAAGUUAAGUACCUUCUAGGGAUCAAGAUCAACCAGCCCCGGGGUCCUGGAUCACUCAUACUAACCUGGGUAGAAAUCUUUAGAAAUAUCCAUAAAACCAACCUAUGUGACCUGAUAACCAGCAUUCUGUGUCUUUUAGUGCUCGUACCUAUCAAAGAAGUCAACGCAAGGUGCAAACCCAAGCUGAAAGGACCGAUUCCUGGGGAGCUUCUAGUUGUUAUCGUUGCCACUUUGAUCUCACACUACGGAAAUCUGAAUGUCAAAUACGAUUCCAGUGUCUCUGGAGACAUUCCCACGGGAUUCCAGCCACCGUCCUUCCCAGACUGGAGCAUCCUUGGCCGGGUUGCUCCUGGUGCUUUUCCCAUCGCCAUCAUCGGUUUUGCCAUCACCGUCUCCCUCUCGGAAAUGUUUGCCAAGAAGCAUAGCUACAAUGUGAGAGCCAAUCAAGAAAUGUUCGCGAUCGGUUUCUGUAACAUCAUCCCCUCGUUUUUUCAUUGCUUUACGACCAGCGCGGCUUUGGCCAAGACUCUUGUGAAAGAAUCCACGGGUUGUAAGACCCAACUGUCUAGCAUAGUUACCAGUUUAGUCUUGCUCCUCGUCCUCCUUGUGCUCGCUCCUCUCUUUUACUCGCUCCAGAAAUGUGUCUUGGGUGUUGUGACUAUUGUAAAUCUCAGAGGUGCUUUGAGGAAGUUUAUUGACUUGCCCAAGAUGUGGCAUUUGAGCAAGGUGGAUACCUGCAUAUGGUUUAUUACCAUGCUCUGCUCCGCUCUGAUUAGCACUGAACUCGGCCUCCUGAUUGGAGUCGUUCUCUCCGUCUUCUGUGUCAUUAUACGGACGCAGCUGCCGACAGCUUCUCUGCUUGGCCGUUUAGAUGGGACUGAAAUCUAUCAAGAUCUGGGGGUGUACAAGCAUCUCAAAAUGGUACCCGGAAUUAAAAUAUUCCGGUUUGAGGCCGCCUUGUACUACGCUAACAAGGAGGGCUUCAAGUCAGCACUGUAUAAGCAGACAGGAGUGAACCCCCCUCAGGUAACAAUGGCUCAGAAGAAAGCAGAGAGGAAGAUUCACUUGCGGGAAAAAAAACAGAAAGAUGCCGAGACUUGCAAGUCGUACGAGGUGACGAUGCAACUGUUUAAACCGGAGUUUGAUUUCCAGACGCUUAUCAUAGAUUGUUCGGCUAUUCAGUUCUUAGACUCUGCAGGUAUAGCCACAGUGAAGGAAACCUUUCGCGAUUACAAGCUUGUCGGCAUCCAGAUCCUUCUUGCAAACUGCAAUGCUUCAGUUAUCAAUAGUCUUCAGAGAGGAAACUACUUUGAAGGAAGUGAUAGCAACACUUUAGCAUUUUGCAGUGUUCAUGACGCUGUGACAUACGUUUUAAACAAGGGGCAGAGCAAUGGUUAGGUGUCAAGCCAGUAACUCAAUGUUAAUAUUCACUGUCACGCCACAGUGAGAAUAUCAAAAGGGCAACUUCUGUCUCUGGGACAUUUUUUGGGCAAGAAACAUGAACUAUGUCAUUUCAUGUCCAAAAUCUUUCUGGCCUUAAUCUUUUUGAGUGUGGGUUUCCUAUGCACUUGGAGAACCUGUUUUAUCACAGAUGUAAAAAUAUCCUAUGCAGCUCCUAUUAAUUAGAAUUAAACAUUCCUGUAUAAUUGCAUUCAUAUAAAACAAUGUUAAAUUCCC